AUGGAGAAUCGUGGUCUCAUACCAGUUCUGGUCACGAUGAUGCUCGUGACCGGAGUCUGUAACACGAUUCUGAACAAGUACCAGGACAUGCAAUGUGUGAGAGACUGCGAAGCUACUGAUCCCAAAGAUCGCAAGCUCUUUGAGCAGCCGGUGAUUCAAACGGCGCAGAUGUUCAUCGGCGAAAUGGGUUGCUGGAUUGUCGUCGGAUUGUCCAUCCUCUACAAACAAUUUGUCGUUCCUCGGCUCGGCCGCGAACCCUCCCCGCUAUUCGAGGGUGGCUAUCAACCCGUUCACGACCGGGAAGAGGACGAAGAUCAAACUCUAGCAGAUGCGACCACCCAUGCCCCCGGUAAACCUCUGCGCGAUCACGAGGAUCGGAUCUUUCUGCGAGGGUGGCGCAUUCUUCUUCUGGCUGCCCCAUCAUGCUGCGACAUUGCGGGCACGACUUUGAUGAAUGUCGGACUCCUCUUCGUUGCGGCGAGUAUUUAUCAGAUGACCCGUGGAGCCCUGGUUCUCUUUGUGGGUUUGUUCAGCGUCCUAUUCCUGCGUCGAAAACUCUUUUUGUACCAGUGGACUGCGCUCAUCGUCGUCGUGCUGGGUGUGGCUCUUGUGGGUCUCGCUGGUGCAUUGUUCGGAAGCGAAAGUGGUCACGAACUGAGCCAUGAAGAUGGCACUCGCGCUGAAAUGACGGCUCGAACUCCUGAAGCAGUACAGACCAUUAUUGGCGUUUUGUUGAUUGCAGCCGCGCAAAUAUUCACAGCCUCGCAAUUUGUGCUCGAGGAGUGGAUCCUGGAGAACUAUGCUAUGGACCCCCUUCAAGUCGUGGGCUGGGAAGGUAUCUUUGGGUUCUCAGUCACCCUGAUUGGCAUGAUUGUUCUGCAUCUGGCAGUUGGCAGCACUGAUGCAGGUCGAUAUGGCUAUUUCGAUAUGAAGGAGGGUUGGCGCGAGAUCACCACGAACCGCGCUGUCGCCAUCUCUAGCAUUCUGAUCAUGAUUAGUAUUGGUGGCUUCAACUUCUUUGGUUUAUCCGUCACCCGCACAGUAUCUGCGACUUCACGCAGUACCAUUGACACCUGCCGCACCCUCUUCAUCUGGUUGGUCUCUCUUGGCCUUGGAUGGGAGUCAUUCAAGUGGCUCCAAGUGGCCGGCUUUGGUCUUCUUGUCUACGGCACAUUCCUCUUCAACGACAUUGUUCGCCCCCCUUUGAAGGCCUGUCUUCCGUCCCAUCGUAGAGAGGGCCAAGUGUUGCUUCCUGAAGAGCCUAUCGAGCACAUGUAA
Penicillium oxalicum is the source of this 1278-nucleotide messenger RNA. RefSeq names its product putative nucleotide-sugar transporter. Bases 1 to 1278 code for a protein of 425 amino acids. Gene Ontology annotation, molecular function: pyrimidine nucleotide-sugar transmembrane transporter activity. The record is from RefSeq and is a predicted model, not a curated record. The transcript is spliced from 4 exons. Gene Ontology annotation, biological process: pyrimidine nucleotide-sugar transmembrane transport. Lineage: Eukaryota; Fungi; Ascomycota; Eurotiomycetes; Eurotiales; Aspergillaceae. Gene Ontology annotation, cellular component: intracellular membrane-bounded organelle; Golgi membrane.